Messenger RNA from Arabis nemorensis, 213 nucleotides. NCBI's taxonomy places the organism in Eukaryota, Viridiplantae, Streptophyta, Magnoliopsida, Brassicales, Brassicaceae. The record is from the annotation of a GenBank genome assembly.
AUGCCAUAUCCCUCAAUUGAGGCUCUACCUUUGUCGAAGCCCCAACUCGAGACUGAACCGGUUUUGACACUUCCACUCGAGGAGCCUUGCUUCGCCGUCGAUAUUCCUCACCCUCCCGAUGAGGUUCCCGUUGCUGCCUCUGAUCCCCUACUCAUUCAGGACACACCUGAGACUCGUGAGUCAUCCUCUGGCAUCGACUACAAAAGUUUUUGA